AUGGAGAACGGAACUGCGUCACCGGUCCUGGUGCCGGACCACCGCAGGUACGCGUCCCUCAAGAGUGCUCUGGAGUCUCCCGGGCUGCUUGUGAAAAACUGCAUUGGGACGGGGUCCGACCCGCCCCGACAAAGUCGUCCGGCGCAGAUGGCGUCAGCGUCAGGCUGCCCUUCUGAGACCAGUGCGCAUUUAUUCGCAGAAAAAUCCGAGAAUGUCCCGUAUUCGACGCCUUUUGUUUUGCCCGGAGGCCUUAUUUCUCAUGCUUUCCCGCCGGCGAACACGCCCCGAGCAGCGCCCGGAAGGCCCAGUUGGGGUUCGAACCCCCAACAGGAGACUGCGGACGACGUCAACUAUACAGCGACGCCCCGGAAAUUGCUGCCUUCUCUGAAGGUGGUUAGAAUAGCGCAAGCUGGGCAGUCUCUUUGUGUUUCGCCCGCGGAUGCCGGCGGGCUCGCGCUGCAGACCACUGGAUGGCUCACGUCCAGGGGCAUUUCACGCGUCCCGCCCAUGCCGAAAGCGCAGCAGGAUGCCAGUGAAGUCGCCGACACUCUUUUGUCCCCACGAUUCGUUCCCAACCCUGCUGGCGUUCUUCAUGUGAGCCCAUUCCCUCAAGCUUCUGCUCCGAAGCUCGGAUCUGGGUUUUCUCUCAACCUGCCAGCGGGCCAUUCUGAUCGUUCCAUGCAGCCAUGCAGCGGCGGCAGGAGGCCACAGGAGGGAACCAAACUCAAGGCUUCGGCAACUGCUGCAGAGGAGGGCGCGGGUAACGCGCCUGCGAUCUCGCCUCCACCCCGGGCGACGUCGUUCACUGCCGUAGCGGGCCUCUCACUCGUGUCACGGCCGCUGGAAAGCGAUGAAGCCAUCCGAAGGGAAGUCUCGCAGCUCCGUGGAAGCAGGCCGAGCUCCGGCGGCGACUUCAUCCAACCCGUCUACGCCUCGCCAGCUCCUUUCCCGGUAGCGCCGACUGGAGGCGUUGCAUCCGGCCCCAAGGGCGCCUCAUCCGCCUCGAGCGAAGGAGGCAACUCGUCCUGCGGUGUGAUCCCGGGGAACGGUGCCGAGCGCCUUGGCCCCUUCGUCUACUCAGUCUCGUCAGACCGCCACCCAGUGGCUGCGUCGGGAGCCCCAUCACAAGGGGCCGCACCGUGCGUUUUGCCACAAGCCGGGGGAAGCAGCACUGCGGACCCGCCCCGCCUGGUGUCGCCCAGCCUGGAAGGGCUCUGUGUGCAAUACGUGAAAGGCUCGCCUCUCGAUGCUGAGGACCGCCCGGAAGACGUGCCGCGCCCGUCAGUGGAGCUCUCGCCGGCUCAGGUCCCGGGCUCCCUCAGGCAGCCCACGCAGGGUCCACCCGCAUCCGCGGACCUCCCGAGUCAGUCUGCCUCGACGCCCCUCCAACCGGGCCCCAACGCAGCAGGAAGCGCGCCACAGGCAGCCUCGCAACAAGGAAUGGGCGUGGCUUUGACUGCCCUGCAACCGCCGUCGGCAGGAGGCCGGCGGGUCCUUCGAACGGAGGCUGCAGCUCGGCUUGCCGCGACAGGAAUGUACCGUAGCAUUCAUGUGCAUGUGCCGAAACCCGCGAGUCCACCGCCUAGUGUGGGUUCGGGGCAGGCCGCAGGUUCCUCCGCGUCCGAGGCCGACCCGCAGAGCGCUCCUGCUGCUUCUUCCGGAGCCUACCGGCAAUUCCUCUUCCCGUUUCAGUGGGCUUUUUCUGCACUGAAGAAGGAGAACGCAGCGCCUACCGAUGCUGCGAAAGGGCCAGGAAGGGGGGCGUCUGGCGAGGCGUCUAGUCGGAGGGUUCCGGCUCUGCACACGCGCUCCACGACGUGCGAGGAUCCCGACGCCGAAUCUCACUCGCGGCUGUCUUCGCGGCUCUCGUCAGGGAAAUGCAUCGGAGCUGCACUGGGCAACCCCGCCGGUCCGACGGCAACGCGUGACGCUCCGGCAGCGCACUCCGCAGCCAAGCCAGCAGCAGGUGAAGAGUCGUCCUCCGUGCCCGUCGGCGUAAAGGUGUACGCGAAACCGGGCGCCAGUCUGCAUCCCUCGGUUGCCGUUGCUGCGGCAGCAGCCAAGCCAGCAGCUGUGACUUUCUACACGCAUCUCACGCGAGGAUCGGCCCCUCCAGCCGUCGUGCAGGAUGGCGGCGCAGCGCAGACCAAGGAUCUGCGUGAGCAAGGCCCUUCAGGGGCAGAUCCGCAUAUUUCGAUGCAUGUGCUGCGAGUCUCUCUCUGCGGGAAACGCAUGAUUCUGGAGCAUAAAGGACAGCUAAUGAACAGCCGCGUCGGGGGAGAGGUCCGCCCCUUGACUCAGGCCGACACUGGCGUGCGGGUCGAGGAGUACAAGGAUCACCGGCAACUCGUGUUCAACAUGAAUUCACAGGAACUGGUGCCUUUCAGGGACUUGGCGAUACUCGCGCCAAUCAGUCAAGGCAGCUUCGGGACCGUCUACCAAGCGAAAUGGCAAGGCCGAAUUGUGGCAGUGAAACAGGCGCAUGGUGCGUUGAGUCAGGAGGCGUUGAGGUCGAUUGCGCGCGAAAUGAACUCGUUCCGAUCGAUGAGUACGCAUCCGUACAUCGUAAAGUAUCUAGGUGUCUGCCUUGACAAAGCGUGUGUCGGGAUUGUCAUGGAGUACCUUCCGGGAAGAAGUCUUUUCGACCUUCUCUAUGAGAACAAGGUGUUUGUCGGAGCGGACCGGCGCCUUCACCUUUGCCGACAGCUCGUCCAAGCCGUCCACUACAUGCACCACGAAAAGAAACUUGUCCACAGAGACUUGAAAACAGCGAAUCUCAUCUUUCAUGAAGAGAACGGACUGAAGUUGUGCGACUUCGGGAAGACACGCAAAUUGGAGGCAAGCGGCAAACUCCUCUUGGAUGAUAACGGAGGCUCACCGAGAUACAUGGCACCGGAGUGCUUCGCCGUGGGAGCGCUGAUCGAUGAGAAGGCAGAUAUUUGGGGCCUCGCGUGCUGUCUAAUUGAAAUCUUUGGCGGUCCGAUACCCUUUGAAGAAAUUCACUCCAAUGAAGGCGUGAUUGACGCAAUCAUGUGUAAGAAAUUGCGGCCAUCCGUACCUGGGUGGUUCCACCCGGCCGCAAAAGAACUCUUGGAGCGCUGUUUCGCGUUGUCACCCCGUGAUAGGCCCUCAGCCUGGGAGAUAGCCAAAGCACUUGACGGGCUUACACCAGAAGAUCUGAACAAGUUUGGGAUGAACACGCGAAGAAUGAGAUAA
Messenger RNA from Besnoitia besnoiti, 3216 nucleotides. RefSeq lists its product as uncharacterized. Lineage: Eukaryota; Apicomplexa; Conoidasida; Eucoccidiorida; Sarcocystidae. Gene Ontology annotation, biological process: protein phosphorylation. The transcript is spliced from 3 exons. The coding region runs from base 1 to 3216 and encodes 1071 amino acids. Gene Ontology annotation, molecular function: protein kinase activity; ATP binding. The record is from RefSeq and is a predicted model, not a curated record.